UGCUUCGUCGAGCAACGAGACCGCAUUCCCAAGAAUCGCUGCUGUGAACUCGGCCGAAGUUCCACGGAAGCGAAGCCUACAAACCGGAGCUUGGUGCCUUGACUUUGCGGCCGCGGGGAGCAACCGGAGGCUGGAGGGCGGAGGCGGCGUCGACCGUGAACUGUGUCUGUCGCAAAAGCAGCAGUCAGGGAAGGAGAGGUCGAGAAGCGGGGCGGGAAUAGGGCUCACAAACACGGCGAGGGCAAGCUUCUCGUAGGGGCUGCUGCCACGGAUGUGAGCUGGUGGUAACGGGUUGUGCAUUCCCACCACCGUCAUCGAAAACACUCAAAACGGAAGAGGCAGCGGUGACGGCGACGGAGGGUUGGCCCUAGGGUCAUAAAUCGAGGUCGCAUGAUGAGGGCCGUGGAAACGUUGCGGCAAAGGCUGCCUCCAUCCCUGGGCUACGCGCCGGUGCUGCUCUCCGACAGCGACGACGAUGACGGGGACGGGGGCCGGGGGGAGUUUGAGAUCGCUGGCGGUAACUUCGGCGGGGGCAGGCAUCAGGACCGCGACUUGAGAAGACCGCGGCGGAGAGUUGGCGGCGGGGGGGAAGCGGGGGGCGGCGCGACGAUGACGGGGGGCGGGGGGCGGCAAGAGGAGGAGGACGAUUUGUUAUGGCCGCCGUACACGCCACUCUACACCAACAUGAAGGUCUUGAGACGGAAGCGGUUGGACGCUUCCAUGAUGUAUUCCCGCGCGGGGCCAUGUACAAAAAUCUGCUUCUUGACGUCCCUGUGGGGGGCGUCCUUCCUGACCUGGCUCGGAUUCACGCUCGCGAGCGGGUCCCCCUACAUCAUCCCGGAGGACCCUCCGGCGACCAACCUGGCCCGGUCGCGCUCCGUCUUCGGCGCCGCAGCCAUGUAUCUGGUAUGCGCGUGCCUGACCGGGUACUCGUGGUACAAGUCUUCGUGGGGGGCGAGGCCAUUACCGACAUUGGGAGACUCGACCUUGCCGUAGCACCGGGAGGGAGGGAGGGUUGGACCUUGAUGGAUUGUUGUGAUACUUUUGUUUUCUUCUUGCUGUUCGUGGGGCUCAAUGGACCCAAUGGAGCGCUCACGGUGGGAAGCCAGACCUUUGACUCUCGAUCGAUCGUUUUAGACGUUUAGUUUUUUUUUUUCCGUGGGGCUCAGAGGAGCGGCGUUCACGGAAGCUGUAGAUUUCGUGGAAAUCAAUCCUUUGCCUGCGUGGUUGGAUGGGAGCCUUGUUGCGCUGUGACGUCAUGUUCAUAUGCGCAGUGUGUUGUGGUGUGCGAUGUGCGAUGUGCGAUGUGCGAUGUGCGAUGUGCGAUUGUAUUGCUUUGUUUUUGCGUGGGCUGCGCGAAGCGGCUGACUUUUGAGAGGACGCGAGCGGUUAGGUGGGUGAGAAAACUACUUUUUUUGAGUGUAUGUGUGUGUUGAGUUGGCAUCGACCGGACUAGCCGGCUGAGCGAUGAGAGAGAGAUGCACCAAAUCUCAUAUCCUACCAACGAGAAGUUUGUUGUUUGUUCGUGUCAUGUGCAACGAACAAGAUUGUAGCCGUAGUGUCACGGGGGACGUGAAUAGGCGGUAGCUCAUGCGGAGCAAUAGGUUCGAAAGUCGCAAUGUGGAGCUGGAAACAGGCAUACGGGCUUUGUUUGGCUCUGGAGUACGGUACGACGGAUUCCCCGUAAAGGGUAUCAAAGUUGAUCGUGCCGGUUGAUUUGUCAAGUGUGGUCAUAGGUUCUGGGUUGUGGUACUGUAAACUUACGAGAGACCGAGAGAUAAUCGGAAAGGCUGUCCUUCAGUCAGCUUUCCUGCACCCGUGUUGAGGCCUGGUACGGUUGUAGGGUGGUUCGGGCGAACACGCCGAAAAUGUAGCCUGGACGGCGUUGGGAUAUGUACAUCGUGUGUGGUGUGCCAGGCCGGGGCAAUCGAUGCCCGAGGUCUGGCCUGGGUGUUCUGAUUUUCUCUGCUUCACGCCUUUGUUGUCGUUUUGCGAGAGUAUCUA
Messenger RNA from Ectocarpus sp. CCAP 1310/34, 2004 nucleotides. NCBI's taxonomy places the organism in Eukaryota, Phaeophyceae, Ectocarpales, Ectocarpaceae. The record is from the annotation of a GenBank genome assembly.